AUGUCUGCUCUCCGCACCAUUGCCGCUCGACGAACCCCCUUCCUCACACAGCGCGCCGCACUGCACCGGUCAUCGGCGCUGUGGGCGGGCAAGGAAACACGGCUCAACACCGAUGUAUCAGGCCAGGACCUCGAGAACAAGAAGGAAGAACAUUUGGACAAGCAGAAGAAGGGCGAGGGUCAUUGGACGGAGGAGUUGGCGAGUGAUAGUGAGAGUAUUGUCAAGGCCGAUCGGGGCGAGAUUGAUGCGUCCGAGGAUACGAUGAAGAAGUUACAGGAUGAGACGAAGAAGGCUCAGAAGGGGCAGUAG
Westerdykella ornata is the source of this 309-nucleotide messenger RNA. RefSeq lists its product as uncharacterized. Bases 1 to 309 code for a protein of 102 amino acids. The transcript has 3 exons. The record is from RefSeq and is a predicted model, not a curated record. Lineage: Eukaryota; Fungi; Ascomycota; Dothideomycetes; Pleosporales; Sporormiaceae.